Messenger RNA from Xenopus laevis (African clawed frog), 6801 nucleotides. RefSeq names its product cyclic nucleotide-gated cation channel beta-1 (gene cngb1.L). The record is from RefSeq and is a predicted model, not a curated record. The transcript has 42 exons. NCBI's taxonomy places the organism in Eukaryota, Metazoa, Chordata, Amphibia, Anura, Pipidae. The coding region runs from base 329 to 6310 and encodes 1993 amino acids.
UCCAAAAACGAUAACAGACUGGAAUCCGUUUUGCUGCAGCUAUACUUUUGAGUUGAUAAAUGUGGCCUCAAGCUGAAUAGCAGGUUCACACAUCCUAGAAUUUGCCAUUAAUCCUGUUUGGAAAGGGUUAAUGCAGACAGUUAUUAGGGACACUGGGAAAUCCAUUUAAAGUGUGCGUCAAUUAACAGGAUCAGGAUAUAAUCUUCUGCCUCAGCACAAGAAGGAUUUUGUCAAGGACACUGAUUUCUCGCUGGUGGACUGCUUGCCUGAACAGGCGUUGGAUCUCAAGAAGAAGUAACUCACUUGCUAAGAGCAACAGGACCCAGCAAUGUUUAGCUGGAUCGAGAAAGUCAUCCCCCAGCCUCCUGACACACCAAGAAAAACAUCUGCCGAGGCCCAGGAGGGCUGCCAAGCUGCUGAAAAUGUCCAACAGAAGUGUGAUGAGAAGGAGAAAUGUCUGAUAAAGGAGGCUGACAACCCUCCAGCUGUAGUAAAAACUCAAGAAGAGGAGCAAGAGUCUGACAAAGGGGCCGCAGGAGUACUCACCUGGCUGUCCCAGGGUUUAGGAAGAGUAAUCCCUCAACCUGUUGAGAGCCCUACACUUUCAAGAGCAAAUAAGGAGAGUACAGUGCCAGCAGUGGUGGAGCAGAAAGAGGUACCAUUGAGGGAGACAGUGGAAAAGCCAACUGAGAUCAAAUCUACAGACCACACAGAAAGUGCUCCAACAGGGGUCCUCUCCUGGUUGUCUCAGGGCUUGGAAAAAGUGGUUCCUCAACCUUCAUGGACACCAAAGACGGGGAUCAGUGGGGGAACGGAGGGUUGUGCAGUAAUUGUAGAACCGGAACCACCAAGAGAAGAAAAAAGCAUAGUUGUAGAAGAGGCAAAGGUUUCUCCUCCAACACCAGUACAAACUCCUGCCUCAGCUCCAGUGCCAGACUCCCAACCAGCCAUUAUUGAGGUGCAGCCAGCAGCCAGCUCAGAACCAGAGGUCUCCGCAACAGACAAAGGGUCAGGGGCUGGAGUCCUGGGGUGGCUCAUGCAGGGUCUGGGGAAAGUUGUACCACAGCCAGAUCAUGUUGCUCCAUCUGCUACUAAAGUAGAGGAAGAGAAGCCCAAGGAGGAGGAAGAAGAGAAGCCUGUGCAAUUGCCCCAGAAAGACACCAGGAGAAGCAGUGACACAGGGGUUUUCAGCUGGAUUACGCAAGGUAUAGAGAAGGUUAUUCCCCAGCCAUCUGUCAUAGCAAAGCAGGAUUCUCAGACCAUCAUCCUAUGCCCAGUGGAGGAAAUUUGUAUCCUGCCGGCUAGCCCUGAGGAUAAUCUAUUUGUGGAAGACUUAGAGGCUGUGAAUAGCCAUGCAGAUGAAACAGAAGAACAGUGCUCAGCCCCAGCUCCAGCACUAAAGGAUAACGAAGAAGAAGAAGGGAGAGCUCCAACCAAUUUCCCAGAAGAAAUGUGCAGAAGUACCAGCAGUCCUGAGUGUGGAGAAGAUGAUUUGAAAACCAAAGACAAGACUAAAACCUUUAGUGAAGAAAGUCAGAUUUACAAAGAUUUCAUUCAGACAUGCAUUGUAGAUGAUGCAAAAAUAGAACAACUGUCUGAAAAUAAUGAAUCUGAUAGUAUUUAUGGUGAAAGCUCAGUUCAGCUUUUAGAAGAUAUGACAAAUCUAAAUGACAGAUUACAAACAACAGAAGGAAAAUUGCAUAUAAAUGAAAUAGAAACACAAAAUGGACAGAAUAAGAUACAAAUAAGGGGUACAAGCCAGGAAUGUGUAGAAAGGGAAAUACAAACUAGGCCAAUCAGAGACUGUCAGCAAAUUACAGACACACACGCACAGUCUGAGAAACAUGGACAUCUUGACAUAGGCCAAUGUUUAAAUGACAAUUCAGAUCAAUGUGUAGAAGGAUGGCAAAACCAGGAUAAAGAAAAUGAAAUGAAGGGAUCUGAAAUAGGCAGCAAUGAUGCAAGAGAUGUAAACACUGAUAGUGAAGAUGGCCAGUGUGAAGAUAACAUUAAUGGAAAAGUUGCAGAUAAAAACAUCAGUCUGGAAGAACCUUUAAUUGUUGAACAAACACAACAAAUUAUUAUUGAGGACAGAAAAAUACAAGAACAUAAAAAGACUGAGUGGUUGAAUGAGCCUCAGCCUGAUGUGGAGACUGAGAUGGAGUUAGAUUUUCACUCAACAGAAGACACAUAUUUUCAAUCUUAUGGGUGUGAACACAGUCGGCAUGCUAUCUGGCAAGAACAAAAUCAGCAAGAGGACAUUAAAACACAGAGUUUCUGUGAAUUACAAUCAGAAAGAGAGAUAAAGGAGACAGAAGCCCAAUAUGAAAUGGAAAAAAUGCCUACAGCUGAGGAAGACCUGUGCAAGACUGCAGAUGAAACAGAUCCUAGGGAGAGCAUAAAGGGGCAAAUUAUGGAAGAUACGAGUGUGGAAAACAUUGAGUAUAAAGAUACAGGUGAUAGAUUUGAUGAGAAUGUAACAGAAGUUAUUGAAAAGAUAAACAUGGACAUUCAAGCCACAGAAAAUGAGCUAAGCACACACAUAACAGCUGAUACCCAAAAUGAUGAGGACAGACAUAUUCAGACUGAGGAACGUCAUACACAAACUGAAGACCCAGUCUGUCAGAAUGUGGAAGAGAGACAGCUAUCUUAUGAUGAGGAUCAGCAGAUACUAACUGAGGAAAGAGAGACCCAAACUGAUGAAAGAUUCAGUCCACCAGUACAAAAAAUAAAAUAUGAAUAUGAAGACGUAAUGUCUCAGCAGGAAGAGCUGGUGUAUCAUAAUAAUGAUAAAGACUUACAACAUGAAGAAAAUGAGUCAAGGGAUGAAAAUUUAGAGAAAACAUAUGAAGAGUCCCACGAUGAUGUCAUAGAGUCUAAACACGAAGCGUCAGAAUUGCAGCAUUUAGAGCAACAGUCACAGGAUAAAGAAAUAGAGUUCCCAAAUGAUAGGAAAGAGUCUCAACAUGCUGGAGAAGAUCAGGAUUUAGAAAGAGAGGUGCAGAAUGGAAAGAUAAAAAGCGAAAUUGAUGAGACAGGGAGCAAAAGUGAGAGAAUAGAGUGCCUUAGUGAGAAGACAGAAAACCAAACCGAGGAAGAAGAAAAAUACAAAGAAGAAAAGAAACAUAAUGAAGAGGCAAUAUUUCCUAAACCAGGAGAGCAUUCAAUGACUGAACAUGUAUAUGAAACAGAUAUGCAAUUUGAAGAGAGAACUCUUCAGUCUACAAUGGAAAUACAAACCCAUUACUCAAAGAAAAGAAAUUCUCUUGAGAAGAAAAAAAUUGAAGAGGAAGUAAUGAAUGAAAGACUUAGAAAAGCCAAAAAUAUAAUUCCUGAAACUGUUUCAAACUAUGACAAAAAUGAUGCAGAAGAAGUUGCAUUGACUUCUAAAGCCAUAAAUUCUGAUCAAGUCAAGGAAGAAUUAGAAAACAAAGGUGUUGCUACAGCGGAGGAGGUUUCACACAUAGAAACAGAAUGUCCCCAGGAAGUAAUGCAAUAUGGGGACCUGACAUGUGACUCUGCCCUAAUCACCCUCCCAGAUGCCGAAGACCAAAAAGAGACAAAAGGGGUUGAUAAGGAAGUGUUGGAAUCUGAAAUCGAGCGCCUCUCCUGGAUCACAGAAGAAGACGAAGACGAGUCUGAGCUCCAGAUAUCAUAUUAUCACAGCGAAAGUGAAGACGAAAUCAAGGUGUCACACGAGGUGAUUCUGGAGGCUCCAUCUGAAUACCUGGACACUUCAGUGCUUGUAGCUACACAAGCUGGAGUGGAUGAGAGCAAUUAUUUAAACCAGGCCUCUGAGAAGGCUUUAAGCACCUUGUUAUUGCCACUACCUGGUCCUGCUGUUAUGUCCCGCCACAGUGCAGAUGUAGAGUUGUCCCGCCUGGUGCCUGAAGGUGCCCGGGAUGGAUGCCAUUCCCAAUCCGCAAUACCUGAUGCUGUAGAUGACCUACCUAAUGUACCCAGCUACCGAGCCCCACCUCUCUCUCUGAGCUUCAAACAUGGAGUGCUGAAUCCUUCCUUCCUAGGGGAUAGUGGCUCUCCCCCUUAUGGCUUAGAUGGGGUUCCCUUCACACAUCCAGCAGUCAGUAUUGAAGAUGUGGACUCUGGUAGUAUUACGGAUGCUCUGGAACAUGAAGACUUUAUGAGGCCUCCUAUGUCACCAUGCAGACAUAGGACUCUUACAGUGCCUGUCACAUCUUUGCCUGCAAAAAGUAGGAAGAGGACACAAUCCCAAGAAGACAUGGAGGAGAUGUCUGAUGCUGCACCAGAGGAUGAAGAGGUUAUGGAGAGAUCUGCUUCAGCAAUCAGUCAGAGCAGCGCAAUAAUAACAGAGCGCCUGCAGGAACUGGUCCGCUUGUUCAAGGACCGGACAGAACGUGUGAAGGAGAAACUGAUUGACCCUGAACUGUCCUCUGAAGAUGAAAGUCCAUCUGCCUCUCCUUCCAAAAAAGCUGCAGCACCCCCUCCUCCUCCUCCUCCUCCUCCCCCACCAGCUGAAGAGAAGAAGGUAGAUGUUGAAGCCCCAGCAGAAGCGGAACAUUACUGUGAAAUGCUAUGUUGCAAGUUCAAGACCAGACCCUGGCAUAACCGUCUCCUGAAACUCAAAUUUCCAUCCAGCAUUGACCCUCUGACUAAUGUUAUGUAUGUGUUGUGGCUAUUUUUUGUUGUAUUGGCGUGGAACUGGAACUGCUGGCUAAUCCCUGUGCGCUGGGCUUUCCCAUACCAAACGUCAAGCAACAUCCAUUACUGGCUGCUCAUGGAUUACCUGUGUGACCUUAUCUACCUGCUAGAUAUUACCCUGUUCCAGGCCAGGCUACAGUUUGUCCAAGGAGGAGACAUCAUUACAGAUAAGAAAGAAAUGCGUAAGCAUUACUUCAAGACUGAACGAUUUAAGAUGGAUCUCAUUUCUCUCCUCCCAUUGGAUCUUCUUUAUUUGAAAUUUGGCGUCAAGUCUUUAUUGAGAUUGCCACGUAUUUUAAAGUACAUGGCUUUCUUUGAAUUUAACAGUCGAUUGGAAGCCAUCCUGAGCAAGGCUUACAUAUACAGAGUUAUUCGAACCACUGCUUACCUUCUCUAUUGCCUGCAUAUGAAUGCCUGUCUAUACUACUGGGCCUCUGACUAUGAGGGCAUAAAAUCCACCCCAUGGGUCUUUGAUGGUGAAGGGAACAGUUAUAUCCGUUGCUACUACUGGGCUGUGAAGACCUUGAUAACCAUUGGAGGACUUCCUGACCCAGGCACGCUUUUUGAACUCUGGUUUCAGCUACUAAAUUACUUCAUGGGUGUGUUUGCCUUUUCCGUCAUGAUUGGUCAGAUGAGAGAUGUGGUUGGGGCAGCGACAGCAGGACAGACAUAUUACCGGAGUUGUAUGGAUAGUACCAUCAAAUACAUGAACUGCUACAAGAUUCCUCGACCUGUGCAAAACCGUGUCAAGAUGUGGUAUGAGUACACAUGGCAAUCCCAGGGCAUGCUCGAUGAAUCAGAACUCAUGGUUCAGCUUCCUGAUAAGAUGAGAUUGGACCUUGCUAUAGAUGUCAAUUACAGUAUUGUGAGCAAUGUAGUUCUAUUUCAGGGGUGUGACAGGCAGAUGAUUUAUGAUAUGCUGAAGAGACUGCGCUCUGUAGUUUACUUACCUGGAGAUUAUGUCUGCAAAAAGGGGGAAAUUGGCCGGGAAAUGUAUAUUAUCAAAGCCGGAGAAGUCCAAGUGCUAGGAGGUCCUGAAGGCAAAACUGUACUAGUCUCUUUAAAAGCUGGGUCAGUGUUUGGAGAAAUCAGUCUGCUCGCUGUGGGAGGUGGAAACAGACGCACAGCAAAUGUAGUUGCUCAUGGAUUUACCAACCUUUUCAUUCUGGAUAAAAAAGACCUGAAUGAAAUUUUACUUCAUUAUCCUGAAUCCCAAAAGCUCUUGCGCAAGAAAGCAAAAAAAAUGUUGAAGAAUAGCAGCAAACCAAAAGGAGAGGGUGGUCAAGAAAAAGGAUUUAAGCACAUCAUCCCUCCAAGGCCAGAGACCCCAAAACUCCUAAAGGCUGCACUUGCCGCUACUGAAAGAAUGGGUUUCAAGGGAUUUUCCAAACUAAGGCGUAGGAUGAAAGUGAAGAAAACUAUAGAGCCCACCUCAACCAGUCCUGUUCCACCUGGAUCACCCGUGCACAGGCGAUCCCCAGUUCCCCAGAUCAAGCCUGAUGACGACACUACUGAAAUUGUAUCCGAGUCUGCAGACAACACAGUGUUUAUUCGUGUCAGCCCAUCACCACGGGGUGAUGAACAGAUCCUUUCUGUGGAAGUGACAGCUCCAGAGGAUCAAGCUAAAUAAAGAUAACAAAGAAGUCAAUAGGGAUGAAAGUUAGCAAGUUGGGGCACCCUUUUGCUCCACUCAAUAAACCCUUGCUCACAAAUAUGAGCUGUACCGUGGGUUCCCCCGGACUAAUGGUAAUGGUGAUGCCUCUCUUUAGUUGGGCAAAGAGCAUGGGUAUCACUCACUGCAUCAGUUCAAGUCUUUCUCUGCAAAUAUAACACUGACAAACCCCUGUGAUAAAGGAGGCAGGCAUCCCUGUCCCUAAAGUAACAUAUAGAAGGAAAACAUCUGCUGUACUAUUUUACUACAAGUAGAAAGAUACAUCCAAGCUUUGUUUAGUCAGCUGCUACAGAGUAAAUAUAUUCUCUUUCAAGAGAGCAAUCAACUGAUCUUUAUUUGUAUUCAGAGUUCUGUGCUGUUAGGAAACAUUUAUAUGUUUGCUGAAAAAAUUCCCACUUUCUCUUAUCGUUGUCAUCAAGAAUUUAAUUUAAGCAACAGAUCUGUCUCUA